Carya illinoinensis is the source of this 3029-nucleotide messenger RNA. RefSeq names its product protein MICRORCHIDIA 7-like. The record is from RefSeq and is a predicted model, not a curated record. The coding region runs from base 157 to 2646 and encodes 829 amino acids. The transcript has 20 exons. Lineage: Eukaryota; Viridiplantae; Streptophyta; Magnoliopsida; Fagales; Juglandaceae. Gene Ontology annotation, cellular component: nucleus. Gene Ontology annotation, molecular function: ATP hydrolysis activity.
UUAUUAUUUUAUUUCUUUGCACAUAACAAGUCUAUUCUCUACCAAAAGUACCGGUUCAUGUGCGAUUUGAAUUUGGCGUAUAAAGGUCGCUGGAUCUCCGUAUCUGUCUGUGUUUUCUGUUUUGUUUUUCGUGUUUCUUUCUCUCUCUGAAAAGCUAUGGAUACUCGUGUAAAGCAAGAGUUACUGGAGAAUUCUAGUGCGGCGCAGAGGAGCGCAAGAGAAGGCUACGUUCCGAGGAAACCUUUCACGGUGAUCGAACUCAGUAGCAGUAGCGAUGGCUCGGACUCCGACUCAGACAACGACGACGCCGUUUCGAGGAAGAGAGCAAGGGUUGAGGAGAAGGAGAAGGAGAUGAAGACGAAGACGCUGGACGAGUUGGGGGUGGUUUUGCCGCCCAGAUUUCUCCAAUCGCUUCCGCCUGCGGAUGCGGGGUUGGCGCUGACGAUUCCGGAAACGAACGAAUUCGUCGGAGUUAGCGCCUGGAGCGGGCAGAGCUCCUGCAAGCAGUUCUGGAAAGCUGGAGACUAUGAAGGCGCUCCGUCUAGUGAGUGGGGUUUGUCUUCGGUUGGCAUUGAUCAUGUCAGGGUGCAUCCGAGAUUUCUACAUUCCAAUGCGACCAGUCAUAAGUGGGCUCUUGGAGCUUUUGCGGAGCUUCUGGACAAUGCAUUGGAUGAGGUCUGCAAUGGUGCUACGUAUGUUACUGUAGAUAUGGUUUUAAAUAAGAAAGAUGGGAGCAGGAUGUUGCUGAUUGAAGAUAAUGGUGGUGGGAUGGAUCCAGAUAAAAUGCGACAAUGCAUGUCGUUGGGAUAUUCUGCUAAAAGCAAAGUUCCAAAUUCCAUUGGACAAUAUGGAAAUGGUUUUAAGACGAGUACUAUGAGGCUUGGAGCAGACGUGAUUGUCUUCUCGCGUUGUUGUGGGAAAGAUGGAAAACGGCCUACGCAGAGCAUUGGGUUACUGUCCUACACGUUCUUGAGGAGCACAGGGAAGGAAGAUAUUGUAGUUCCCAUGCUUGACUAUGAAAGAAGAGGACAAAACUUCGACAAGAUUAUACGAUCUUCUCAUGCGGAUUGGAGUAAAAAUGUAGAAACAAUAGUUCAAUGGUCCCCGUUUUCUAGUGAAGCAGACCUUCAAUGUCAGUUUAACCUGAUGGGAGAUUGUGGCACACGGAUAAUUAUCUACAAUCUCUGGGAAGAUGACCAAGGACUGUUGGAGCUUGAUUUUGAUGCUGAUCCUCAUGACAUUCAAAUCAGAGGCGUCAACCGAGAUGAGAAGAAAAUACAAAUGGCUCGAGAGUAUCCAAAUUCUAAGCAUUUCCUGACUUAUCGACAUUCAUUAAAGAGUUAUGCUUCGAUUCUCUACUUGAGGCUUCCUCCAGGCUUUCGAGUUAUUCUUCGUGGGAAAGAUGUGGAGCACCACAGUAUAGUGAAUGACAUGAUGCUGUCUCAGGAGGUUAUAUACAGGCCAAAUCCUGGUGCUGAUGUGGUCUCAAAGAAUUUGAAUAUGGUUGCUGUCGUGACUAUUGGAUUUGUUAAGGAUGCAAAACAUCAUAUUGAUGUUCAAGGAUUCAAUGUCUACCACAAGAAUCGGCUUAUAAAGCCAUUCUGGAGGCUUUGGAAUGCUGCAGGAAGUGGUGGUCGUGGAGUUAUAGGCGUAUUGGAAGCUAAUUUUGUUGAACCGGCUCAUGAUAAGCAGGGAUUUGAGCGCACAACAGUUCUUGCAAGACUUGAGGCACGAUUAAUACAGAUGCAAAAGAAUUACUGGUCUGCUAACUCUCACAAAAUUGGUUACAUUCCAUCGAAAAAUAACAAACUUGGAAAUAAACCUGCACAGAGAGAAACUUCUCCUUGCCCGAAUAAGUCUGCUGCUGCCGCCUCAGGCAGCAAGACCCCACUUUCAGUAUCAGAGAAAUAUUCUUCAAGGUCAACUCAGAAGCAUGGAAGAAAAGACUCGGAAAAAUUUCAGGGAUAUGGUAAUGGGCAUUGGUCAGGUGAAGAGAAAAAUAGAACAAAAACACAUCCAAAAUCUGAAAAAAGACGGUUUUCUUCGGAGCCAUUGUCAUCACCUUCUGCUGAAAAUGUAAGUGAUGAGGACAUGCAUAUAGACCUACCUGAAAAACAAGACACUGGCAGUGGUCGUAAGACAUUCAUUGCUACGAAAUCAUUCAGCAAAGAUGGCUUGCAUAUGACUAGGUCAUCUUCAUGCAUGGACGAGAUGGAAUCCCAGCAAGACUGUGCAUCAGGUGGAAGCAAGCUUCAUACCUCCACACAAUCCCCAUCAAGUGGUGGUGAUAUUAAAUGUUGUCCACAUUCGCUUUCGGACUCUGAUUUACGCACUCUGGAGCUGUUGAAAGAAGAGAAUCAUGAGUUGAGGAAAAGAUUAGAGAAAAAGAAUGGAGAGGUUUUGGGGGAAUUGCUGGAUGACUUGCAACGGGAAAGAGACAGGUGUAAAUCUCUUGAAACUCAGCUCCGAACGGCGCAGCAAAAGAUUGAGGAAUUGAACAACGAACAAGAAAGUCUAAUAGACAUAUUUGCAGAGGAGAGAGAUCGGAGGGAUAAUGAGGAGAAAAAUAUGAAAAAGAAGUUACAGGAUGCAAAUAAUACCGUCGAAGAGUUGUUUGAUAGGAUAGCGCAGCUUGAAAAAAGGUAGUCUUCUGAGAGCAAACCGGAAGUUUGAGAGCACUAACGCCACCAUGUUUGCACAGGAAGGUUACAUGAGUGUAUUGAACGUGAUGGUCCCACUUCAUUUUUGGGUUAUAGAAUUGAAUUGGCUAUAUCAGCAUUUAAAGAUUUUGUUAGAUGUAGUCAUUAAUUUGUAAAGUUGGCUGACCGCUGGCUGGGCUUUUGUAGUGUGGACAGAUAUGUAAAGAAAAGGGAGGAAAUGAGUUUCUGGGGUUCCUUAUUUUGGGGUUGCCAGCCAUCAAUGUUGGUGUCAAAUUUUGAGUCUGAAGCAGAAUGGGCAUGACAUGUGAAUGUAAUUAUGUGAGUUCCAGAUGAAAUGAGUAUAUACGCUUAUGAAGUAAUUGGUGUAAA